GCUAUUUUCAUAAGUCACUAGAUCUGGCAGCUCUGCUGUCAAGGAUGCAAGCAUAAUGAAAAAAUCAGAAAGCAGAAAGAGUCAGAAUCAGUGUGUAAAAUAUAAAUCUUUCUUCGAACCACCCAUAAAUUCAUAAUGAGCCAUCGCGACGAGAAGAUGGACAUAGAUCCUGAAGCACCGCCUGGUAUUUCGUCAUCUCUAUCUGUGUCAUCGGGGGUGUCUGCUCAAGUAGGAACCGGCAAUCUAGCUACUACUGUACAUGCGGAAUCCCGAAAUGUUAUGGCCGGUAGUGCUACCGUACCGUCUGUUACAUGCUCUUUGCAUCCGCUGGUAAUUAUGAACAUUUCCGACCACUGGACAAGGAUUCGGGCACAGAAUGGAUUUAGAUCUCAGGUUUUUGGAGCACUAAUUGGUAAGCAGAAAGGUCGGAACAUUGAAGUUAUGAAUUCUUUCGAGUUAAAGUUUGAUGUAGUCGAAGAUGAGGUACAUAUCUUGAUGGACUACUACAACGUGAAAGAGCAACAGUACAAACAGGUUUUCAGUGAUUUGGAUUUUUUGGGCUGGUAUACAACUGGUAGCAUACCUUCGGAAAAGCACAUUAAUAUUCACAAGCAAAUUUGUCAAAUUAAUGAGUGCCCAAUUAUGUUGCUGCUGGAUCCAACUAGUCGAAAUAUGAACCAGCUGCCGAUUUCGCUGUAUGAAUCGGUAAUCGACAUUGUACAAGGCGAUGCGGUAAUGCUGUUUGUUCCACUAACGUAUACUUUGGCUACUGAAGAAGCGGAAAGAAUUGGGGUAGAUCACGUUGCUCGAAUGUCAACUAAUGAAUCUGAUGAGAAUUCGACUGUUGCCGAGCAUUUGCUAGCUCAGCACAACGCUAUCAAAAUGUUGCACUCAAGAGUAAAAAUCGUGUUAGCAUACAUCAAAGCUGUUGAAGGUGGUCAACUGGAGGUGAAUCAAGAGAUACUCCGCGGAGCUUUCUCUCUUAGUCGUCGAUUGCCGGUGAUUCAGAAUCCAGCAUUCAAGGAAGAAUUUUACACGCAAUCAAAUGACGUCGGUCUUAUAACUUACCUUGGUGCUUUAACAAAAGUGUCUAACGAUAUGAAUCAGCUGGUUAAUAAAUUUAACGUGCUGUAUGAUCGCCAAGGAAUGGGCCGCAGAAUGCGAGGAUUAUUUUUUUAAAUUUUAAGUUCAGUAGUUUGAUAAAAUGCAAAAGGUGAAACUGUUGAGUUUGUUUCCACUAA
Wyeomyia smithii (pitcher-plant mosquito) is the source of this 1241-nucleotide messenger RNA. It is a transcript of the gene CSN6, whose product is annotated as COP9 signalosome complex subunit 6. The record is from RefSeq and is a predicted model, not a curated record. Gene Ontology annotation, cellular component: COP9 signalosome. NCBI's taxonomy places the organism in Eukaryota, Metazoa, Arthropoda, Insecta, Diptera, Culicidae. The coding region runs from base 136 to 1179 and encodes 347 amino acids. Gene Ontology annotation, molecular function: metallopeptidase activity; protein binding. Gene Ontology annotation, biological process: protein deneddylation. The transcript has 4 exons.